Molecule: messenger RNA, 2471 nt
Organism: Trichoderma virens Gv29-8
Lineage: Eukaryota; Fungi; Ascomycota; Sordariomycetes; Hypocreales; Hypocreaceae
Product: glycoside hydrolase family 92 protein
Exons: 7
Coding region: 1-2421 (806 amino acids)
Biological process (GO): protein deglycosylation; protein quality control for misfolded or incompletely synthesized proteins; carbohydrate metabolic process
Cellular component (GO): nucleus; cytosol
Molecular function (GO): peptide-N4-(N-acetyl-beta-glucosaminyl)asparagine amidase activity; carbohydrate binding
Source: RefSeq, a predicted model, not a curated record
AUGCAUAUUCAACGAUUGGCGGCCUCCUGGCCACUGUUGCUUGGAUUGAGCCAAGCAGCGGAUCAGCACUCAUCUUUCGAUGUCCUGGAUUAUAUCGAUCCAUUAAUCGGUACUGCCAAUGGAGGCCAUGUCUUCCCUGGCGCGAGCCUUCCGUAUGGUAUGGCAAAGAGUGUAGCAGAUGGCAAUAAGGAGAUUCAAGGAGGCUAUGCCUCAAACGAUGGUCUGAUCACUGGAUUCUCUCACAUGCAUGACAGUGGAACGGGUGGUGGCGCAUCUUUGGGAAAUUUUCCUCUCUUUGCUCAGACGGGCUGUGUCAAUGACGAUAUCAAUCGCUGCUACUUUCCUUCAGCCCUAAGAGCAUCAGAGAAGAUUAACAGCACAGUUGUGGCGAAGCCAGGCUACUUUGCUUUACAGCUUAACACUUCAGUCAAGGCUGAAAUGACCGUCACCAACCACACUGCCUUAUACCGAUUCUCAUUCCCAACUGAUGGCACCCCAACUAAACUUCCAGCUGAUGGGAAGACGCCCUACAGUCCCCUAAUUUUGGCUGAUCUAGCUGAUCUCUCUGGUUCGCGAAGUGAUGCGAUUAUCUCAGUUGAUGCUCACACUGGUCGUAUCUCAGGUAAUGGUACCUUUAGGCCCUCCUUUGGCAUUGGCACCUACAAGCUCUAUUUCUGCACGGAUUUCCACGGUGCCCAACUCCGCAACACAGGCAUAUUCAUCAACAAUCGAGCCGGGAGCGACCGCAAGAGCUUCCGUGCUUAUGAUGACGGCCAAAACCCAAUUCUGCCAGCAGGUGCUUGGGCUCAGUUCCAUCCUCCAGCCAAUAAUCAGAUUCUGGCUCGAGUUGGUCUCUCAUUCAUCAGCACUGAUCAGGCCUGCCACAAUGCCGAGAAAGAAAUCCCCAACUUCAACUUCGAGUCCGUCAGAUCUGAUGCUGAGGAUGCAUGGCGCAAGAAGCUUAGCGUCAUCAAGGUCGAUAACACAGGUGUAAGCGACUCGCUUCAGAGAACAUUCUGGAGUGGCAUUUAUCGUACUCUUCUUUCGCCUCAGGACUAUACAGGCGAAAAUCCCCUGUGGAAGAGCAACGAACCCUACUUCGACUCGUAUUACUGCAUCUGGGAUAGCUUCCGAAGCACACAUCCCCUUCUUACCUUGGUCGACCCUCACGCUCAAGCUAUGAUGGUUCGCAGUCUCAUCGACAUAUAUCGCCAUGAGGGCAAGCUACCGGAUUGCCGCAUGUCGCUCUGCAAGGGAUUUACCCAAGGUGGCAGCAACGCUGACAAUCUAUUGGCGGAUUCGUACUUGAAGGGCUUGAAAGACGGUAUUGAUUGGGAUACCGGUUAUAAGGCAGUUGUAUCUGAUGCUGAAGAGGAAGGUCAAAUUUGGACUGUCGAAGGUCGUGGAGGAUUGCAAAGCUGGAAGACUCUGGGCUACAUCCCAACCGAUGAUUGGGAUCCCAAUGGCUAUGGUCUUUUCACUCGGUCCAUCUCCAGAACCAUUGAGUACUCAUACAACGACUUUUGCAUUGCCGAGAUGGCUCGUGACCUUGGAAAGCACGCCGAUGCGGAGAAGUAUCUGAAGCGCUCCGGCAACUGGAAGAACAUGUUUGAUCCACAAUCGCGAUCUAAGCUGAACCUAACUGGAACUAAGGACUACAACCAGUUUACCGACAGUGGAUUCUCUGGUUUCUUGCAGCCUCGUUACCUUAAUGGCACUUUUGGCUUUCAGGAGCCAGCCAUCUGUACUGACUUGUACAACUUUGAGGGCUGUUAUCUCAACCCAGGCGGACAUGAGACCUACGAAGCAGGCUCUUGGCUUUACACCUUUUACGUACCUCACGACCAGGCGACUCUAAUCACCACGUUGGGUGGCCCAGAUCAGUUUGUCCGUCGCCUUGAGUAUAUGCACGAUACCCCUGGCUUAUUCUACAUCGGCGAUGAGCAAGCUUAUCUUCUUCUCUUCAUCUUCCACUAUGCUGGACGCCCCGGCCUCUCCUCUAAAUACGCGCACAAGUAUAUCCCCAGUGCCUUCAACGACACUACGAGUGGCCUUCCAGGAAACGAUGACUCAGGCGCAAUGGGCAGCUUCACAGCCCUUACCAUGAUGGGCCUGUACCCCAUGAGCGGACAAGAUGUCUACAUCAUCAUUCCACCUUUCUUCCCCGAAGUUAAGUUCACUGAUCCACGGUCCGGAAAAACAGCUACCAUUCGAAACAUCAAUUUUGAUGCUUCGUACAACAACAUCUACAUCCAGAGCGCCAAAUUAAAUGGCAAGCCAUACAACAAGGGCUGGGUGACGCAUAGUUUCUUUGUCGAUGGCGGGGUUCUGGAAUUAACUCUUGGACCUAAGGAGAAUACGAAGUUCGGAACUGCCAAGGCAGAUUUCCCACCGAGCGCGUCAACACAUUUCUGGGAAUAGACAGGGCGAAGAGAUAAGUGAAGUAUGAUUAGUAAAUGCUGAAAGAUUUA